Messenger RNA from Rhinolophus ferrumequinum (greater horseshoe bat), 2557 nucleotides. RefSeq names its product prodynorphin (gene PDYN). Gene Ontology annotation, molecular function: opioid receptor binding. The transcript has 4 exons. The record is from RefSeq and is a predicted model, not a curated record. Gene Ontology annotation, biological process: sensory perception; neuropeptide signaling pathway; chemical synaptic transmission. Bases 394 to 1164 code for a protein of 256 amino acids. Gene Ontology annotation, cellular component: axon terminus; dendrite; neuronal cell body. Lineage: Eukaryota; Metazoa; Chordata; Mammalia; Chiroptera; Rhinolophidae.
CCCAGGGAGUUGGAGUUGAAGGGCCCUGGGGUCUGCGCCUCUGACUGCUCCGAGCUACUUCCCCAUUGGCUCCGAGCAGCUUGUGCUCAGCAAAGGCUGAGCAACAGGGGGAGGCUCUCGUCCAUAAAAGGGGGGGUGAGGCACCAGAACUGCCAUUCUAAGGGGCUUUGGUGGUGCUCACAGCCGCCUCUUUGGCACCUCCUUCCAAACCAGAGUCAGAGUGGCCCUUGGAUCUUGGACCAGCCACUUGCUACCACCCUCUGAUCUGCUCAGGCAGAAGCUGACCAGGGACAAAGAAGAGUACAGGUCAUUUACCUCCAGGCUUUGAGAUCUGCGCGGGGAGCUGUUGGUGGGGAGCUGUUGCUGCAGCCCAAGCAGGAAGAGCCAAGAAGAAUGGUGUGGCAGGGGCUGGUGCUGGCUGCUUGCCUCCUCAUGCUCUCCUCUGCCACAGCGGACUGCCCAUCACACUGCUCCUUGUGUGCUGGGAAGACCCAGGAUGGGCUCAAACCCAUCAACCCCUUGAUUUGCUCCCUGGAAUGCCAGGCUGCCCUGCUGCCUGCUGAGGAGUGGGAGAGGUGCCAGGGCCUUCUGUCUUUUUUCACCUCCUUCCCCCUUGCGCUCAAUGGCAAGGAAGACUUGGAGAGCAAGAUAGCUCUGGAAGAACCCAAUAGUGAGCUGGCCACGCGCACAAGGCCCUUCCUGAAAGAGCUGGAGAAAAACAGAUUCCUCCUCAGCACUCCAACAGAGGAGAAAUCUCUGAGCAGGAGCCUCGCAGAGAAGCUCAGAGGUCUUUCUGGCAGGUUGGGGGAGGGAGUGGAGUCAGAGCUGGUGGGGGACACUCAGCUGAAUGAUGGCGCCAUAGAAGCUGGAACACUGGAUUCUGCUGAGGGGAACCCGAAGGAGCAGGUCAAACGCUAUGGGGGCUUCUUGCGCAAAUACCCCAAGAGGAGCUCAGAGGUGGCUGGGGCUGGGGACGGGGAUGCGGAUAGAGUGGGCCACGAGGACCUGUAUAAACGCUAUGGAGGUUUCUUGAGGCGCAUCCGUCCCAAACUCAAGUGGGACAACCAGAAGCGCUAUGGUGGUUUUCUCCGGCGGCAGUUCAAGGUGGUAACUCGGUCUCAGGAAGACCCUAUUGCCUACUCUAGAGAGCUUUUUGAUGCUUAAACACCCCCCUCCGCCUUAUGGACGUGAGUCAGGAAUUUCUCCUGACCCCCUUCCAGACUGGAGUGCACUCAUUUUUCCUCCCUACAUUGCCUGUCCCCAUGCUCAGUUCAGCCUUGCCUACAAAACCUCCAAACCCAGCCUGUCUCUCUUCUGCCUGGAGUGCAGUAUCUGUCUGGGGUCACUGCAGGGGAAAGAUGGAGGUGCCUCUUUCCAAUAGGCUUAGUGCUUGGCUCAGACCCUAGAUCUCUAAACUACCACCAGGAGCAGCUUUUGAUACCAAUCCUUCCACCCCAUUCAUGUGACUCCCCAAUUCCAUUAAUCUAGGCUGACUUGUUCUUCGUCCCUCUAGACCUAUUGUCUCCAAGCUUUUCUGAUCACAUGCCCUUCUCGGAAGAAAAAUGAGCAUACCCAUAUGCAGAUAUAUUCAUUUAGAUAGUAUAUACAUGUAUCAUAAAACAUACAGAAGGUUGAAAUGAAAAACAAGACAAAUAGACAAAUAGAAAUCCUAACCUUUUAUUCCUAAACCUCCAAGUAUCUCCUUGGGAACCCCACGUUGGAGACUACGCUUUAGGUAAAAUGCUCAGACACUGCCUUUUAUUGGAGCAGGAAUUUUGACACUAGAAAGUUCAGUCUUCCAGUGGGUUACACGUUCAGUCAAUGUACUCUUUUGAGUUCUCAUUGUUUAGAAACACACAUCUCCUAGAACUGGGUUCCUGAAUUCCGGUCCAUCUCAGUACCCUGGACAGCGCCCAGCUCCUCACAGGAGAGGAGUCUGCCUGGACAACCCCUCUUUCCCAAAUGGUUAAAGAGAGCAGUUCUCCCUUUGAAUGCUAAAACGAUCGAGGAGGGAGUGAGGCAAACCAAUCUGUUCUGUGCAACAAAUUCAAAAUGUGGACCAGUUCCCUGAGCCCUCAUUAAACUAAUUAACGUGAUCAGUAUCACACUCCUACCCCAGGAUGAACUGAAGCUGAGUCAAGUUGCUGAGGUUAAGCACAGCCAUGUUCUUGAGCAGCUGAAGCGGCUGCCAGGAGUCCGAGCCAUCUGGCCAAGCAUAUGCAAGUGGGCAUUGAGUAAGGGAAUCCAGAGUAACCAUGAGAAAAAGGCCCUCCUCAAACCCCCGUGAUGAUUCUUUCCUCUUAAUGCCUCACAAUGAAACCCCAAAGAGAGCUGCAAUGAUUGAGUGCUUGAUGCCAAAUCAGUUCCCUUGAUUCAAAUAACCCAGAAUCAGAGGCGGAGAUCUCCUGAUGCCUUGGUUUCAAUCACAGUUCCCUCUGUCUCUAUCUCUCUGUCUCUUUUGCUUAUUUGUCCUCAAGCUCUAUAGUUAGGUUUGUGGGUCCAGGAGGCUGAGCUGGGUAGGAGAAGAAAUGGACUUGAAUUUGGUUAUGUUGUAUAA